UUCUCAUUAGUGUGAGAUUUGGAAGGCGUUUGUGUGUGUUAGCGCUGUGAGCGGUAAUGGGGGCAGCUCACUCACUGCCUUGGUUUGGAGCUUGUUCACAAGGCCAGGCUGCUGCUCUGAGCCUCGCUGGGGUGCCCUGGCUGUGCUGACCCGGGACAGGGAAUGUGCUCUGGCGAACGCGUCCAGCAUCCCGCAGCGCCGCUGCUGCGGGGUCAGGCGGCAGUGUGAAGGAGGCAGUCUGUGUGUGCCCACGCUGAAGGAAGAGAUCAGCUAUUUUUAGCAGCAGAACGCGGUGAGAGGUCCGGGAGAGCGACUUAGGAAUGUCUCAGCCGUCGGGCCGGACGCUGAAGUCAGACAGCAGUGGGUUGCAGAUUUGUGACAAGUUUGAGCUCCUCGCCUUCCUUUGUCUCCUUGCAUGGCCUUGUGUAAGCACGGAGGAUGGAAGAGUGCCCUUGAGCCAUGACAGUGCUUUUGUUUGUCUCCCACUACCCAGGAAGAGAGAGACUUUACUUUAACCCACGUUUGAGGAGACGCCGAGGCAGGAGGAGCAGGUCUCCUUGAGCGGCUCCGUGUGAGUUUUUCCAGAGGCAGUCUGGUGAACACGUGGAUUGCAGUGAUUUUAGGUUGGCUCAGCCCAGCAUUGGGCAGGGCUCGGUACUUGCUGGCAGCACUCCCAGGAGCACAGCAAAAGCUGUGCUUCCUUCCUCAGCCUGUGUCUGCUGGAAUCCUGUACCUGGGACUGUGCCUUCCUUCCCCCACGCUCCUGGGCUCUGUCUGCAGGGAGCAAUCCUUGGAGAGAUUGCUAGAUUUGGAAGUUAAGUUCUGGACAUCUAGCUGGGAAGAUGGGCAGGUGUGAAUUAUAAACAGCAGGCAGAAUUGAAAUUGCUUCAGGGGAGAACAAGGACGUGAUUUUUUGUUAGUGUACUGAAACAGCUCGUCCUUUUCUCUGUGCCUUGACUGAUGCAGUGCCAGGCAGGGACCGUUUGAAAAUUGCACCUUGCUCAAGUGCAAAAGCAAGGUAGCAAGGCUUUAUUGGAGCAGCUUUGGUAAUUUAAGUGAUAAGCCUCCUGGGCUGGGCCUGCUAGGGGAGAAAGUCCAAGGCUCCAGAGCAGAAGAGUCAUUUCCGUGUGCCUGAUGAAGUGUGCACUCAUGUCUCACGUGGUGUGGAAGGGCUUAUGAGACUCCCUUUGCUGCUUGGCUAAAAUGGAGAAACAGAGAAUGAUGUGUCACAUUACCCAAAGAAGUUCCACUUUCUCGUUUCCAAAAAUAUGUAGCAUAUUUUGGCGGUUUCAUCACACAAGUGCAUCCCACUGGUGCAGCUGCAGUAAGACAAUUAGUGAUGAAAAAUACCAAGACCCUUUUCAACUUGGUAGAAAAGACUUGAAGAAUCUCUAUGAAGAUAUUAAAAAGGAAUUGCUGGUCUCUGCAGCAGAACUUAAGGAAAUGUGUGAUUAUUACUUUGAUGGGAAAGGAAAGGCCUUUCGACCAAUGAUUGUGGUGCUAAUGGCUCGGGCUUGCAACAUUCACCAUAAUAAUUCCAAGGAGGUGCAAGCAAGCCAGCGCUCUGUGGCCAUAAUUGCUGAGAUGAUCCAUACAGCCAGUCUAGUUCAUGAUGAUGUCAUUGAUGAUGCAAAUUCUCGCAGAGGAAAAAGGACACUUAAUCAAAUCUGGGGAGAAAGGAAAGCUGUUCUAGCUGGUGACUUCAUCCUCUCAGCUGCUUCUGUAGCUUUAGCACGAAUUGGAAAUACCACUAUCAUCUCAGUUCUAACUCAGGUGAUUGAAGAUCUGGUGCGUGGUGAAUUCCUCCAGCUGGGUUCCAAGGAGAACGAGAAUGAGAGAUUUGCUCACUACCUCGAGAAGACUUUUAAGAAGACGGCGAGUCUGAUAGCAAACAGUUGUAAAGCAGUUUCAAUUCUAGGCUGCCCUGAUCCCAAAGUUCAUGAGAUUGCAUACCAGUAUGGAAAAAACGUUGGCAUAGCUUUUCAGCUGAUAGAUGAUGUGCUGGAUUUUACAUCGUGUGCUGACCAUCUGGGGAAACCAACAGCAGCAGAUCUCAAGCUUGGAUUGGCCACAGGCCCCGUCUUGUUUGCCUGUAGACAGUUUCCAGAAAUGAAUGCUAUGAUAAUGAGGAGAUUCAGUAAGCCAGGAGAUGUUGAACGUGCAUGGAAAUAUGUGUUGCAGAGUGAUGGCGUGCAGCAGACCACCUACCUCGCCCAGCGCUACUGCCACGCGGCCACGCGCGAGAUCCGCAAGCUGCGGCCGUCCCCCGAGAGAGAGGCCCUGGUGCACCUGACAGAGAUGGUGCUCACACGAGACAAGUGAGGGACCUCCUUCCACUCCUUCUGGCAGCUACUUUACCAGACUGUGCCUACAUUUAUUUCAAAAGUUAUUUGCUUCCAACACAAGCUACCAAAAAUUAUUUUUUUAAAAAAAACCUCUUUUUUUUUUUUGGAAGUUCUACUUUCUUUUUUUUUAAAACAAAAGUUUAAAGUGUUUUACUGCAGGAAGCCAUGCAAGUCAGAGCAAAUCAAACUGUGCUGUACAAUUGUUUUAGUGGGGGCUAUUGAUUGUGGGGGAUGGGGAAGAUGUUUACAUGUUGAUGCACAAAGGCCACAAUGAGAAUAAAUAUAAAUCAGUGUAUGAAAAUGGAAGCUGUUCCAAAUUUCACUUGUUUACACUAAUAAAGAGAGCGUGCAUGUACAGGAGCUGGUAAACUCCUCUGAAGGGAGAGGGUUUGGAUGUUUCCCUGGCUACUUAACAGAAGCACAGUAAUUGUAACAGUAAGAGAUAGAUACUGGUUUACUGUAAAAGACUACAUGUGGAUUUUAAUUAGUUAUUCAUCCAUGAGUUCAAUUCAUGCUAUUGAUGGCUACCUGCUAGUAAUUAACAUGAUGCAGAAUUUGAGACUGGUAUCAAAUGAAUGUUUUUGUUCAGAAAAUGAAAGGCUCAGUAUUUCUAACUCUAAAAAUGAAUCAUUCACCAGCCAGUCAAACCUGCAACUCCAUCACUUUCAUCACUCAUUUAUAGAAUAUAUUCUGUAGCACCCUAGAAGCUGCCUUUGAAGUCCCAGACACAUUCCUCUCACAGUAAUUACCCAGUACUACCACAUUCCUUCUCAGGUUAUUUCAGCCACAGAAUCUGUAGCACAGGGAAGCACACCCUCCCUGGCUCUCUCUGCCUGUGAUCCCUAAACAAAGGCCAAGUUCCUGUCACUGUGUCCCCCUGGGUGCUAUCUAGAGGACAGCUUGCUCCUGCUCCCUCUGCUCCAUGGGGCAUCUCCCAGAGCCACACACAACUAUCAGCUACAGAUGGUGUCCAGCUUACUGCAUCCAGGUAAUUAGAUUCAAUCAAGAACCCUCACAGAAACUAAGUGUUGGCAGAAAAGAACUUUUAAGAGUAUGUAUAAGUGUGUAAUUCAGGUUUCAGAUCUAAUUUAUUUUCCCUCUGUCAGUGAUAAAGUCAUGUUACAAACAUUAGCUUUUUAGUACAUUGCCUGGGAUAACACAGCCAUGAUUUUGCUACGUUAGCAUUCCAAACUUCUUUGCCAAGCCAACCAACAAAGUAAUGGACAAGACCUUUGGUUCACUUAUAUAUUUAUGAAUGGAAAAAGUCAUAAUGUAAAUUUACUCAUUAAAAAAACUUGGGUACAAAUUACACAUACAGAAGACCACCCAUUUUUUGAAUCACAUGGACACCUUAGACCCAAACAACUCAUUGUAAUAGACUUUAGUGAGAAUACUCCAGGUAAAGAUUACAACAAUUGGAAGCAUCUU
This is a messenger RNA of Passer domesticus (house sparrow), 3773 nucleotides long. It is a transcript of the gene PDSS1, whose product is annotated as decaprenyl diphosphate synthase subunit 1. The transcript is spliced from 11 exons. Lineage: Eukaryota; Metazoa; Chordata; Aves; Passeriformes; Passeridae. Gene Ontology annotation, cellular component: mitochondrion; transferase complex. Bases 1204 to 2322 code for a protein of 372 amino acids. Gene Ontology annotation, molecular function: prenyltransferase activity. Gene Ontology annotation, biological process: ubiquinone biosynthetic process; isoprenoid biosynthetic process. The record is from RefSeq and is a predicted model, not a curated record.